Molecule: messenger RNA, 642 nt
Organism: Phytophthora nicotianae INRA-310
Lineage: Eukaryota; Oomycota; Peronosporomycetes; Peronosporales; Peronosporaceae
Exons: 2
Coding region: 1-642 (213 amino acids)
Molecular function (GO): oxidoreductase activity, acting on the CH-OH group of donors, NAD or NADP as acceptor; zinc ion binding
Source: RefSeq, a predicted model, not a curated record
AUGGCUGCUCCAAGAACUGUUAGCGCCUACGCUGCCUUCGAGCCAUCGGGCAACAUCGUACCGUACCAGUACGAGUCUCGUCCGCUUGGUCCUGAAGACGUCGAGAUCAAGAUCUCACACUGUGGCAUCUGCGCCUCGGAUAUCCACCACCUCAACAGCGACAGAAGGCCUACAAUGUACCCGUGCGUGGCUGGCCACGAAGUCAUUGGUGAGGUGACUGUAGCUGGCCUCAGUGUGAAGAACCUGGCGGUGGGCGACCGCGUCGGUGUUGGUGCACACGUCUGGUCGUGCCUCAAUAGGGACCCCAAAAGGCCCUGCGAGGACUGCGCCGACGGAGAGGUUGCCUACUGUGAGCACACGGUGAUCGCAUUCAAUGCGAAGUAUGAGGACGGGGCGAUGGCGUAUGGCGGCUUCGCUGAGUACGUUCGAGUCGACAGCAACUUCGCGUUCAAGAUCCCCGACAACAUUCCGUCCGCUUCCGCUGCGCCGUUGCUGUGUGCUGGUGUGACUGUCUUCACGCCACUAAGGCGCUACGUGAAGCCUGGCGAUCAUGUGGGUGUCAUCGGUAUCGGUGGGCUGGGCCAUCUCGCCAUCCAGUUCAUCCAAGCGCGGCACGUUCAUCAUGGUUGGUGUCCCCAAUGA